CAGGCCAUUCAGAAUGCGUUGCAACAUCUAUUGAAGAUAUUGAACGAUAACAAAUUCAUGCACGGUGAUCUAUGGCCCAUUAACAUCAUGCUGCAAGUUGAUGCCAAGGGCAAGCUAGUGGUCAACUUCGAUUGGGCGGGGAAAACUGGGAAGGUGUUCUAUCUCAAGCUGCGUAAUCAGGACAUCAGUUGGCCUGGUGAA
Laetiporus sulphureus 93-53 is the source of this 201-nucleotide messenger RNA. RefSeq lists its product as uncharacterized. The annotation marks the transcript as partial. The transcript is spliced from 2 exons. NCBI's taxonomy places the organism in Eukaryota, Fungi, Basidiomycota, Agaricomycetes, Polyporales, Laetiporaceae. The record is from RefSeq and is a predicted model, not a curated record.